Nothoprocta perdicaria is the source of this 1737-nucleotide messenger RNA. It is a transcript of the gene PI15, whose product is annotated as peptidase inhibitor 15. The coding region runs from base 295 to 1071 and encodes 258 amino acids. Gene Ontology annotation, cellular component: extracellular region. The record is from RefSeq and is a predicted model, not a curated record. The transcript has 6 exons. NCBI's taxonomy places the organism in Eukaryota, Metazoa, Chordata, Aves, Tinamiformes, Tinamidae.
CAGAGCAGAGCCCUUCAGAGAAACUGCCUGUUCUGCAUCAUACAGACUGUAACAUAUAAAAGCUCUUAGCAGAUCCUGUGGCCAGAAGCUUCAAAACCAGCAGGGCUCGAUUCUUUGGGGGUUAGUAGUAAGAGACACUCCUUCACCAAGGUGCAUACACCCCGUAGGAGAGUGGGGUGAACACACGGGGAGAACAAUAGCCUGUGUUCUUUUUUGGUAUUAUCCAGAGAUCUGUUUUCCACUGUCCUGACUUAAAGCUGAACACCUCGGUGGCCAUUCUUCUUUGGCCCCAAAAUGACAGUAAUCCCUGCAAUCAGUUGUGCUUUCUUAUUUUCCAUUCUCUGUAAAACAAGUGCAGUAGCAUUACCCAACUCCACUGAGCUACUCCUGUCAAACAGUAAUUUCACUGACAUUGAGACGGCUUUGGCAGCUCAUCUGGACUCUGCAAAAAUUCCCAAAGUCAGGCGGAAGCGAUACAUUUCACAGAAUGACAUGAUUGCUAUUCUUGAUUACCAUAAUCAAGUUAGAGGCAAAGUCUUCCCACCUGCUUCCAACAUGGAAUACAUGGUUUGGGAUGAAACUCUUGCCAAGUCUGCAGAAGCUUGGGCUGCUACGUGCAUUUGGGACCAUGGACCUUCCUAUUUACUGAGAUUCUUAGGCCAAAAUCUGUCCGUAAGAACUGGAAGAUAUCGAUCCAUCCUUCAGCUGGUAAAGCCAUGGUAUGAUGAAGUGAAGGACUAUGCUUUCCCUUAUCCUCAGGACUGCAACCCCAGGUGUCCCCUGCGGUGCUACGGACCCAUGUGCACACAUUACACACAGAUGGUUUGGGCCACUUCCAAUCGUAUAGGCUGCGCAAUCCACACAUGCCACAAUAUGAACGUCUGGGGAUCGGUUUGGCGACAAGCUGUUUACUUGGUAUGCAACUAUGCCCCAAAGGGGAACUGGAUUGGAGAAGCACCAUAUAAAGUAGGGGUCCCAUGUUCUGCUUGCCCUCCAAGUUAUGGAGGCUCUUGUACCAACAAUCUUUGCUUCCCAGGAGUAACAUCUAACUACUUAUAUUGGUUUAAAUAAGUUAACAUGUUUACAUUUUUUAAUGGCUAAAUAACAAGAAGCUUGUAUAUUGAAUUUUGCACAUAUUAUAUAUAGAGAGAUAUUGUAAUAAUACCCCGAUGUUUCCUUUUUGUAUGCUUUGUAUAAUUAGCUUUCAAAGUAUAAUAUGAAUUUGUUUUUAACACUUCAGAAUUAAUGGAUCACACUAACCAUUUUAGACUGACAUCUUGUAAAGAACAGAAAACUAAUUUUCACCUUAACAAGUGUACCUUCUUGAGAUUCUACUAAAAGCAUAUUAAGAGGUGUGUCAAUUUAUAUCUAAAGCAUGACUUCCCAUUUAAAAAGAUAGAUCUAGAAAGAAGAGGGUCAUUGUUUCGAUGCUGUGCUUUCCAAUGGUGCGUACCAUGCAAGCGCACCAAACUGUCCCCCACUAUCAGGAUUGCUCCCGUUUACAGCUGUGCUUUCAUCUGCAAUGCCAACAGGACUUGGAGAAGAGCAAAACAUACAUGCAAGAGAAACUGUAGGAUAUUACCUACCUCAUGCACAACCGUAAUUAAUUUACAGCAUUUCAGGAAUUCAGCACAUGGCUGCUGCUAUCAUCAGCAAAGCCUGUGUGCAAUGGGAAGAACAGAGAGAAUAAGGAACCACACUGGCCAACAUACUAACUCACGAGCCUGAAGUCUUAUC